This is a messenger RNA of Hypomesus transpacificus, 7700 nucleotides long. RefSeq names its product laminin, gamma 1 (gene lamc1). Bases 353 to 5137 code for a protein of 1594 amino acids. NCBI's taxonomy places the organism in Eukaryota, Metazoa, Chordata, Actinopteri, Osmeriformes, Osmeridae. The record is from RefSeq and is a predicted model, not a curated record. The transcript has 28 exons.
ACGGAAGUCGACGUAGGGAACUUUGACUUGCGCAGUAGCUGCUAGGGUGUAGUCGGAUAUAGUUCUUUUUCUUCUGAAGUUUAUCCAUGGCGGUGGACACAAAGCACUGAAACCGUGGAAGUUUGGGAAACAGAAAGAGGGGUGCGCGAGAGAAAGGAGAAGACUUUGGGACUGACCGAAUGCUAUUGGAAAGGAGCAGCGAGUGAACUUGUUUUCCGUAUGGUUGUAUUUGUUUCACCAAGAACGCGGUAACUGGUUUGUUACCACAAAGUUGAAAGUUUGAAGGUGUUGGGGGGAUACGUGUAGCAUUAGCUGAAGAUCACUGUUGUCUAAGAGAAUAGCCCAACUCAAAAUGCGGUCGUUUUUCAAAGUUGUAAUCUCAUUGACUUGUUUGGCUGUAUGCAGCCACGGUGCUAUGGAUGAAUGCACUGAUGAUUCGGGUCGGCCUCAGCGAUGCAUGCCAGAGUUUGUCAAUGCUGCUUUCAAUGUGACUGUAGUUGCUACCAAUACUUGUGGAUCUCCACCCGAAGAGUACUGCGUACAAACAGGGGUUACGGGGGUCACCAAGUCGUGCCACAUCUGCGAUGCCCGGGAUCGUAGUCAACACCACAGCGCUGUAUAUCUCACCGAUUACAACAACCAACAUGCCACCACCUGGUGGCAAAGUCAAACUAUGUUAGCGGGCAUCCAGUACCCUAACUCUAUCAAUUUAACUCUUCAUCUUGGUAAAUCCUUUGACAUCACCUACGUGCGUCUGAAGUUCCACACAAGCCGUCCAGAGAGCUUUGCUAUCUACAAGCGCACAACUGAGAACGGCCCAUGGCUCCCCUACCAGUAUUACAGUGGCUCCUGUGAGAAAACCUACCAGAAGACCAACAAGGGAUUCAUCCGCACAGGAGAGGAUGAGCAGCAGGCCGUGUGUACAGAUGAGUUCAGUGACAUCUCGCCCCUCACUGCUGGCAAUGUGGCCUUCUCAACCCUGGAGGGCCGCCCAAGUGCCUACAACUUUGACAACAGCCCCGUGCUUCAGGAAUGGGUGACAGCCACUGAUAUCAAGGUAACCUUGAACAGACUCAACACGUUCGGAGAUGAGGUUUUCAACGAUCCCAAGGUCCUCAAAUCCUACUACUAUGCUAUCUCUGACUUUGCAGUGGGAGGAAGGUGCAAGUGCAAUGGACACGCAAGCGAGUGUAUAAAGAAUGGUCAGGCCAAGCUGCUGUGUAACUGCAAACACAACACUGAGGGUGAUGACUGCAGUGUGUGCCAGCCCUUCUACAACGACCGUCCCUGGAGGAGGGCUACGGCUGAAAACCCCAAUGAGUGUCUACCCUGCAACUGUAACGACAAGAGCGCUGAGUGCUACUUUGACUCUGAGCUGUACCGCGCCACCGGACAUGGAGGACACUGCCGGAACUGCGCCGACAACACAGAUGGGCCCAACUGCGAGCGUUGCCUCGACAACUACUACAGAGAUGUCUCCGGCAACCGCUGCCAGUCCUGCAGCUGCAACUUUGUGGGCUCCCUGAGCACCCAGUGUGACAACACGGGACGCUGUAGCUGCAAGUCUGGGGUGACGGGAGACAAGUGUGACCGCUGUCAGCCAGGCUACCACUCACUGACCGAGGCAGGCUGCAGCCCCUGCUCCUGUAACCCUUCCGGAAGCACCCAGGAGUGUGAUGUCCAGACGGGCCAAUGCCAGUGCAAGGACAACGUGGAGGGCUUCAGCUGUGACAGGUGCAAGCUGGGCUACUUCCACCUGGACCCCCACAACCCCCAGGGCUGCACCCCAUGCUUCUGCUUCCAGCACUCCUCUGUGUGUGACAGCGCGUCCGGCUACAGCAUCCACACUGUGACCUCCACCUUCGACAGGGAUGAUGAGAAGUGGACAGGCCAACAGCGUGAUAGCUCCAGUGUUCCAGUCCAGUGGUCAGCCGGCAGCCAGGAGAUCUCCUUGAUCUCUGACGACUACUUCCCCAUGUACUUUGUUGCUUCAGAGAAGUUCCUGGGCAACCAGCUGUUGAGCUAUGGCCAGAACCUCACCCUCAACUUCCGGGUGGACAGACGAGACACGCGCCUCUCGGCCGAGGACUUGGUCCUGGAAGGCUCUGGCCUGAGAGUGGCCGUGCCCCUCAUCGCCCAGGGCAACGCCUACCCAGGAGAGAACAUGCAGACCUACGUGUUCAGGCUUCACGACAGCACUGACUACCCCUGGAGGCCAACCCUCACGCACUCCGAGUUCCAGAAGCUCCUGCACAAUCUGACUUCCAUCAAAAUUCGCGGCACCUACAGCGAGAGAAGCGCCGGCUACCUGGACGACGUUACCCUGGUGACCGCUCGCCAAGGCCCCGGCUCCCCGGCCCACUGGGUGGAGACGUGCACCUGCCCCCAAGGCUACGUGGGACAGCACUGCGAGCAGUGCGCUCUGGGAUACCGCCGCAGCAGGCCCGACCAGGGACCCUUCAGCUCCUGCGACCCCUGCAACUGCAACGGCCACAGUGAUACUUGUGACCCCAGCUCAGGAAUGUGCAGUUGCCAAGACAACACUGCAGGGCUGAGCUGUGAGAGGUGUAAGGACGGUUACUACGGAGACUCCACAGCGGGCACCUCUACUGACUGCAAGCCCUGCCCCUGCCCUGGUGGUGCCACCUGCGCUGUGGUGCCCAAGACCAAGGAGGUGGUCUGCACCAACUGUCCCACAGGGACCACAGGCAAGCGCUGUGAGCUGUGUGACGAUGGUUUCUUCGGAGACCCCCUGGGCAACAACGGUGCGGUGAGAGCAUGCCGCGCCUGCAAGUGCAGCGACAACAUCGACCCCAACGCUGUGGGGAACUGUGACCGCGAGACCGGCGAGUGUCUCAAAUGCAUCUACAACACCAACGGCUUCUUCUGCGACCGCUGCAAGACAGGCUUUUACGGAAACGCCCUGGCCCCCAUCCCGGCCGACAAGUGCAAAGCCUGCUCCUGCUCUCGCUACGGCACUGUGGACCGACAGACCAGUUGUAUGCAGGUGACAGGCCAGUGCCCCUGUCUGCCCCACGUCACCAACAGGGACUGCGGUGCCUGUGAGCAGGGCUUCUUCAACCUGCAGAGUGGUAAAGGCUGUGAACGGUGCAACUGCAAUCCUAUUGGCUCCACCAAUGGGCAGUGUGACAUCACGUCCGGGCAGUGUGAGUGCCAGCCCGGUGUCACCGGUCAGCGCUGUGAACGAUGCGAGGUCAACUUCUUUGGAUUUGGAUCAUCUGGAUGCAAACCUUGUGACUGUGACCCAGAGGGCUCCCAGACUGCUCAGUGUAAAGAAGAUGGCCGCUGCGAGUGUCGUCCAGGCUUUGUGGGAGCCAGGUGUGACAUGUGCGAGGAGAACUACUUCUACAACCGCUCCACUCCCGGCUGCCAGCAGUGUCCAUCCUGUUACUCUCUCGUGAGGGAUAAGGUGAACCAGCAGAGACAGAAACUGCAUGACCUGCAGACUCUGAUUGACAACUUGGACUCGAGCCAGGACACGGUGAGUGACAAGGCCUUCGAGGACCGUCUGAAGGAGGCAGAGAAAGCCAUCAUGGACCUGUUGGAGGAGGCCCAAACCAGCAAAGAUGUCGAUAAGGGCCUGCUGGAUCGUCUUGGCAACAUAAACAACACUCUGACCACUCAGUGGAACCGGCUGCAGAACAUAAGGAACACAGUGGACUCUACAGGCAACCAGGCUGACAAGGCCCGCAACCGGGUCAGAGAGGCGGAGAAUCUCAUCGACCGGGCCCGUGAGGAGCUGGACCGAGCCAAGGACGCCAUCAGUAAAGUGGACAUCAAAACCCCCACAAGCACUGGGGACCCCAACAAUCUGACGCUUCUGGCAGAGGAAGCUCGGAACCUGGCUGACAAGCACAAGAUAGAUGCUGACCAAAUUGAGAAAAUUGCCAAGGAUGCCAACGACACCUCCACCAAGGCCUUCAACCUGCUGAUGAAGACUCUGGAUGGCGAGAGCAAGACCGGCCAAGAUAUAGAUGAGCUUAACAAGAAGUACAAUGACGCUAAGGACCUGGCCAAGAACCUGGAGAAACAGGCAACCAAAGUACAGGCAGAAGCAGAGGAGGCUGGAAACAAGGCCCUCAAGAUCUAUGCCAAUCUGACCAGCCUCCCAACAUUUGAUACCAAGUCACUUGAGGAUGAAUCAAACAAGAUCAAGAAAGAGGCGACUGACCUGGACAAACUGAUAGACAAGACUGAGAAGGAGUACAACGACCUCAGGGACGACCUCAAGGGCAAAGAAGUAGAAGUCCGCAAGCUCCUGGAGAAGGGCAAGACAGAGCAACAGACUGCAGAUCAGCUGCUGGCCCGAGCUGAUGCUGCCAAGGCUCUGGCGGAGGAGGCGGCCAAGAAGGGAAGGUCCACCUACCAGGAGGCCCAGGACAUUCUGGCUAAUCUGAGAGACUUUGACAAGCGAGUGAACGACAACAAGACGGCCGCCGAGGAUGCCAUGAAGAAGAUUCCGGAAAUCAACGCUACCAUCAUCGCAGCCAAUGAGAAGACGAAGCAGGCGGAGGGAGCCCUGGGUAAUGCCGCCACGGACGCUAAGAUGGCCAAGUCCAAGGCUGAGGAGGCAGAGAAGAUUGCCAGUGCUGUGCAGAAGGAUUCAGCUAAGACCAAGGCGGAUGCUGAAAAGGCUUUUGAGGAGACUGUUAAGCUGGACAAGGAAGUGACGGGAAUGAUGGACCAGCUGAGCGCCGCAGAGAAGGAGCUGGCUAAGAAAAAGGCAGAGGCCGACAACGACAUGAUGAUGGCCAACAUGGCCUCGGACAACGCCAAGGAAGCCGAGGACAACGCUCGCAAAGCCAAGGGUGCCGUCAGGACAGUGUUGAACACCAUCAAUGACCUGCUUAAGCAACUCGGCAACAUUGACAAAGUGGAUCUGAGCAAACUGGCUCAAAUCGACGGCUCACUGAAGCAGGCUAAGGACAAGAUGGCCAACAGCGAGCUGGACCGCAAGCUGAGGGAGCUGAAUGACGUGGCCAAGACUCAGGAGGAGAUGAUCACAGACUACGAUCGGCAAAUCCGGGAGAUCCGCGCAGACAUCGCCAACCUCAACGACAUCAAGAACACGUUACCCGAGGGCUGCUUCAACACGCCGUCUCUAGAGCAGCCUUAACCCUCCAAUUCGUCCCACCAAGCCCACAUUUCCACCUUCCGUCUCUCCUGUACCACUCCUUCCCACAUCUAACGCUCGGGCCAAUAUGCCACCUUUUUACCAAAACAUGUUUCUGUUUUUUUUUUUGGGGGGGGGAGCUCAUUUAAAUCCAAGUUUUUAAGGAAAAAAAUGUUUUACAUGCAAUAGCGUGAAACGAACUAAGGGAGGUUCACAAAACACAUCCAGUCUCCUUAGGUGCAGCUGAUUAGGAGAGGUGGCUUCUUCUAAGAUAAUGGAAAAAAAACCCACAUGACUGCACCACCUCCAGACUGGUCCUACACUUUGUCAUAGAGGAAGUUUUCUCACUAUCUUCUUCCAAACCACCCUAACAGAAAACAACAAAUGUCCUCAACCUCAAGGAGGGGGGGGGGUCUACUGUGUAUCAUUCAUUGUUGUCGUUUUUUUUUUAACUUUAUAUGAUAUCAAACAAGUUAUCUACCCAUUGUUCUAGACAGAAUGGCUUGUCAGGACUGGUUUGUCUGUGAGAUUUCAUUUUUUUUAUGUAAGUAUUGUGCAACUUCCAAUACACACUGUACAUCUAUCUAUGGUGUUACCAACCAUUUGUUUUUCAAAACACAGUGAAGGAAUCUACUAUGUAAUUUGCCUUAACUCUCUCCCAAAGCUACAUGUGCGCAUUAACAACGGAGAAGGUUUUCAACACUACAAAUGUAUUUCACAGUAUUCAACACGACACAUAUUUUACUUGUUUCACCUACAGCUGAAAAGCUGUGAUGUGUAACCAGUAGAUUACGAAAAAAUGGCUAUGAUACUUUGACGUUUGAGAUGGGCUUCUUCUGUCCCCAAUGAAACAUCAUGGUUGAAUAUCAUUUCAUGUACUUAUAAUAACACUGCAAAUCAUGUUUUUGUCAUUGUUUUUUUCUCCCGGAACUGCUGCUUAUUACAGGUGUACUGCAAAUCUGACAUUAACAUUAAGGCAAAAUUCAACACUAUGCAACUUUGUACAUUUGCGUAGCAAGACUUUAUCUGAUACACUGGUGCUAAUAAUUAUUUCAAAUGUUAUAUUUUUGUGUGAAUGUUUUUUAUGAUAGAGUGAGGAAUUUGUUUGUGUAAAUAUAUGCUAAAAUGAUUCAGAAUUGGCUGAUUUUUUUAACGCAAGACCCAACAGCCACCUAGUAUAGGUUCUGUCACAAAAUAAAUCAACUGAAACCUCCACAUAAUAUAUAAAUAUAUAUGAUAACUUCUGUGGUAUAAUAUGCUUGCUUGUAUACAUGGCUCAGUGUUGUUGCCUCAUAGCUCUGCCAUUGUUUCAAUUUGUGUUUGAUUUUCCAUGGGGUGGUCACAAAUUUAUAGAAAAACUAUUUGCUUCUUUGUUUGUGACAAGAACCUUUUUACCCUCGACUGACACUAUCAGGACUUGCCUACUAUAUGUUGUAAGGACAGUGUUUUACAAACUGUCUCUCCACUACGCCUAACGUUUCAUAUUUACUGAUUUAUACGCUUGACUCGCUUGAAGAAAAUAAGCUUGGUCACAAGUUGCUAGUUAACCAUUUUAAUUAGUGUUUUGUGCCUUAAUCUGUUUGGAAUAUUCACAUCACUUAGUCCUAAAUGAGGGCGUCAUGUUUAUUGCACACCUUUCAUACUUGUCCUUUCACAUACAUGGUGUCUUCACAUUUCAAGUAGAGAAGCAGGGAUUUCGUCCAAUGGGUCAUUAAACUCUAAAACAUCUCUCCUGACAACUGAAUCUAUUUUUUAAUUAUAUUUAAAGUGUAACUAAACUCCAAAAAAGUAUUUGGGUUAAAUCCUUAUGUUUAAUACUUACACUUAAACUCAUCAAUCCUGGUCUUGGUUCCAAAAAUCAUGGUAAAGGUUUUGUUAAAUGCCCCAAGUGGUCAAAAACAUUUGAAGAUAUUUGAGUGCCUUUUCAAAGUAAUUUCUCAUGAAACAAUGUGGCCAUGUUCAUGCAACAUUGAUACCAUCACUUUGAGCAUUUUGGGAAGUCCCAAAUGGAAUAUCCAUAAAUAUUCCCUCAACUACAGUUUUUCACCAGUGUUUUUGUUUUUUAAGCUGAUAUCGUCGAGUUUAGUUACACUUUAAUCAAUCAUUUCAGCUACUUUAGUUUCUCCAAACUAUGUUUUAAAGUUUUUUCCAGGUUAUAUCGAUGUGGCAGGGACUAAAACCAACAUCAUUUUUUCCGUCUCUUCCCCCAUCCAAGUCAGCCACACUGCUGUGGAAAGAUGUGCAGCACAUACAACAGUUUUAUGUAUAAAAAAGUAUUUCUAAUUUAUAUUGUAUCAGUUAUUUGUAUUCCGAUGUCCUUACAUGAUACGUGUGUGUUGCACCAUCUUUUUGUGGUCCUUUGGUCAUGGAGGGUUUUUCCUCUUUCUUGGUCCUCUCUCAACAAUAGUAGGUGUCGUUUCAAUGCUAUACAAUCAAGAAAAAGGUGGAAUUUUAUUGAUAUGCCUGUGAAGACCUGACAGAUCCCUGCUUUGUUACCCAAUUGCCUGUAAAUCCAAUUGUAACAUUUGAAUAAUAAAAAAAAUAUUACAGGAAGUGUCUGUAUUCA